This is a messenger RNA of Mercenaria mercenaria, 1605 nucleotides long. RefSeq lists its product as uncharacterized. The transcript has a single exon. NCBI's taxonomy places the organism in Eukaryota, Metazoa, Mollusca, Bivalvia, Venerida, Veneridae. The coding region runs from base 1 to 1605 and encodes 534 amino acids. The record is from RefSeq and is a predicted model, not a curated record.
AUGUAUGAGAAACAAGACAAACAAGGGGUUAUUGAAAAGCCUAGGCCCAGAGUUAGUGUACGUAAAACCGAGGUGUUUAAAUGUAACACAUGCCCUUUUCAUGCAAAUACAGAUACUCACACAUUAAAUGAAUGUAAAACAUUUAAGAAAAAAUCUGUGUCUGAAAGAAAAAAGUUUCUGAAAGAUCACAAUAUUUGCUACAAAUGUUGCAAUGCUGUAGACCACAAUUUUAAAUCAUGUACAUUUACAGGUAGAUGCAGCGAAUGUGAUAGCGACAGACACCCGUCUGCCUUACAUUAUUUUCAGAGUGUAUCCCAAAAGGAUCACGGCAGGGAGAGACCAUCUACGAACAACCAGCGGCCACCUACCUUUGGUACAGAUCAGCAGGUGCGUAGCAGUUGCACAAAGGUAUGUGGUAAGGGCUUUUCUGGUAAGUCGUGCUCCAAAACCGUACUAGCCAAAGUCUACCCUAAUGGUCAGCCGGCAAGGGCCAGAACUGUGUAUUGUAUCCUUGACGACCAGAGCAACCGUACUUUGUGUAGGCCGGAACUUUUUGAUAUAUUGUGUACAGACUCGGAGUCCGUUGGUGAAGAAUGCUACACCCUUGUAUCGUGUUCAGGAAGUUUCCAGACUAGUGGUAGGACGUUAAGUGGGCUUACAGUGUCUGCACUUGAUGAUAGUUUUAGUAUAUCGCUACCCAGAGUGCUAGAAUGUGUACAGAUUCCAGACACACAUUCUGAAAUACCGACGCCGGAAGUUACACAGUACCACGAUCACCUGAGUGAUAUCCCGAUUCCUCCACUAAGACCAGAUGUUGACAUAGUAUUGUUGAUAGGCCGUGAUGUCCCAGACGCCCACCAUGUAUACGAACAACGCCUUGGAAGACCUAAUGCUCCAUUCGCACAGAGGCUUGGGUUGGGCUGGGUAGUAGUAGGUGAGGUGUGCCUAGAUGCGCAUAAAUCAAACGUCAACGUAAUGAAGACGUAUAUACAUAGUGAUGGAAGGCCGUCGCUGUUCCAGCCAUGCGAAAGUAAGAUUGCCGUGAAAACGACAAACAACGAUAUAUUCAUAGAGACUGCGAAUGACAAUAAACAAGGAUUAUCCAUAGAAGAUAAGGAGUUUGUGAAGAUGAUGGACCUAGAAUUUUGUCAGGACGAAACCGGUCAUUGGUCAGCACCUUUACCUUUUCGUACUCUGCGAGUUCGACUACCAAACAACAAAGCUGAGGCUUAUAGAAGAGCCAAGAGUCUAGACGCAUCAUUAAGACGGAACCCUACAAAACAGAAACACUGUAUGGAAUUCAUGAGAGGUAUUCUCGACAAAGGGCAUGCGGAGCUUGCACCAAGUCUACAAGACGAAGAAGAAUGUUGGUAUUUACCAUUGUUUGGCGUCUAUCACCCAAUGAAAAAAGACAAGAUAAGAAUAGUCUUUGAUUCAUCAAGCAAACACGACGGUGUGUCAUUAAACAGUGUUCUUAUGAGUGGACCAGACCUAACUAACAGUUUAGCAGGAAUUCUCAUGAGAUUCAGGAAAGAGAAGGUUGCCAUCACCGGCGACAUAGAACAAAUGUUUUAUCAGUCCACAAUCAUCACCGAAAUUACCUGA